AUGAAAAUAUUAAUUCUUAUAUGUUUUCUAUGUUUAAUAUUAUGUAUACAACCAGUUGAAAAUCAUUUUUUCAGUUGGAUUCGAGAUAAAAUUCAAGACAAAAUUAGUGCAAAUAAAUCUCGACAUGCAUUUGAUUGUGGUAAAUCAGCUAUACAACAAAUUUUACCAACUAAAAUGGAUAAACCACGUGUAACUGGUGGUAUAUCAGCAGUUGAUCAUUCUUUUCCAUGGGUAGUUAAUGUUAUCAAUCUUAAAUCAUUAAAAUCAUGUGGUGGAACAAUUAUUUCAUCGGAUACAAUAAUAACGGCUGCACAUUGUAUGGUUGAUCCACCAAAAUAUGUAACUGUUAUUGCUGGUGCUGCAAAUUUAUUGGGUCGUCUUAAUCUAUUUAAUCAUUAUUCUGUUUCUAAAGUAAUUAUUCAUCCAAAUUAUGUAUCAUGUUGUGAUUAUGAUGUAGCAUUAAUAAAACUUAAAAAAAAACUUCAACGUUCUGAUAUGAUAAAUUCAAUAUGUUUACCGAAUGAAAAAGAUCAAGAAAUAAUACCUGAUACAGAAGCUAUUAUUGCAGGUUGGGGAGGAAAAUAUCCAACAAGUGGAUUAAAUGUAUUGGGUUCAUUUCAUUUAAAACAAGGUUUAGUUUAUGUUAAAUCAAAUAAUUAUUGUCAAAAUUUUCUUGAAUCAUUUGAUAAAAAAGAUGAAAUAUGUGCAACAAAUACACAUGAUAAUGUAGAUUCAAGAGAAGGCGACAGUGGUGGUCCUUUAAUGAUACUUAACAAGACAGAUAAUCGUUGGUAUUUAUUUGGUGUUACAUCACAUGGUGUUAAUUCAGAAACAAUACAACCUGGAGUUUAUUCAUCAGUUUUAACUAAACUAAAUUUUAUUAAAAAAUAUCUUUAA
Rotaria sp. Silwood1 is the source of this 897-nucleotide messenger RNA. The record is from the annotation of a GenBank genome assembly. NCBI's taxonomy places the organism in Eukaryota, Metazoa, Rotifera, Eurotatoria, Philodinida, Philodinidae.